This is a messenger RNA of Theobroma umbraticum, 3565 nucleotides long. Its product is annotated as dual specificity protein phosphatase family protein. Gene Ontology annotation, molecular function: phosphoprotein phosphatase activity. Lineage: Eukaryota; Viridiplantae; Streptophyta; Magnoliopsida; Malvales; Malvaceae. The record is from RefSeq and is a predicted model, not a curated record. Gene Ontology annotation, biological process: response to abscisic acid; protein dephosphorylation; cortical microtubule organization.
UCAUCAUUGCAGAAAAGCAAAAGAAACCCAACUUUGAUGAUUUCCGGCAAACCGACCAGCCUCCCACCACCAUCCAUUUUGCAGUCGACUUUUCUAGUUUUCUGUUUCUUUUUUCUUUUUGGCUACUGAUUUAGUGCUGCCUUAGUGAAGAAACGGUUAAAGCUUUCACUGCCUAAUUUAAUAACCACCCACUUCCAAUCUGAAAAAAGUGGGAUCUCCUUCUUCCUUUCCUUGAAAAAAGCAGAACUAUAAACUACCCAUCCAUCCCUUUUUUCCUCUCUUUCUCUUUCUAUAAUUUGACUACUCAGCUGUACCCUUGGGCCUUGGCCUCCCAUUGUUUCAAUACUAACCAAAGAAAAAAAAGGACACAAAAACAGAAUGGCACAACCCCAAAAAGAAAACCCUGCUGCAAUCAUCAACUCUCUACACCUCCAGGAAAAAGAGGAAGAGAAAGAGCUCGACCUCGGAUCUGACGAACCUGACGCCCCAUUGCCCUUAACCGUCACUUCCCGGGUAUUGUAUAUGUUGGGAGAUAUAACGGCAGGUCCGGCUUAUCGGUUCACCCAAUGGUUGGAACUGGUUCGUAAACGGAGCGGGAAAUACCGAUCCUCUGGCUUCCCUAACCGUCCCAACAGGCUCGACAGUAUGGCUUCUAGUGCAGAAGACUCACCUGUUGAUUCACCAAGUCUUCUGCCCACUGAGCAUCCUCCAGAAAUCAAUUUGUGGGAAAGACUAGGUAAAGCUGCAGUUUUGGACAUCGAAUCAAGCUCUUUUUCCUGGGACAUGCUUUCGUCACUUCACCAUACGGAGCAUAGUAGUAGCACUGACCAUUCUGAGGAUGAACAGAAUAAAGCCCUUGAGGUUACGGUAAAUUCUGGAGGAGUUGUUUUUUUUGCAUUAUUCAACCAGCCUGGGGUUGAUGAUACUUCUCCAAAGGAAGCAGCAGCUGUUAUAAAGUUUUCGUCUUCAAGGAUGGCCAUGCAAUCAGAACGCCUCGGUUACGAGUUUGCGAAGUGGCUUGGAAUCCAGACUCCUCAGGCUAGAGUAAUUCAUAAUUCUAGCCUAGAGUGGUUCCGGAUAAAGGAAGCUGCACAGAAAGCAAGAAUUACAGCAACCUCAGAAGGAGAUGAAGUAGGUGAAGUCACAUGUUCAGAGCUUUUGGAGGCACUAGACCUUAGCCGAUGCCUUUUUCUGAUGAGUUAUGUUCAUGGAUCCCCUUUGUUGGAAAGCGUAAAUGCCUUUGAUUCAAAGGAGACUGCAGAAAGAACUGCAGCAGCUCUCGGUAGGGUCUUGAUGUUGGACCUUGUCAUCAGAAAUGAAGAUAGACUUCCUUCCCGUGAACUAAGAUGGCGUGGAAAUCCUGCAAAUUUGUUGUUAGCAGACAAAACAAGCUCUGCAAAUAUGGGUUCUUUGGAUGAAGCAUUUGACUCUGCAAUCAAGCGAUUCCGCCCUAGGGUAAUUAGAGCUAUUCAAAAGGAACGAAGGGCAUCUUCAGUUGACAGCAGAUUAAGCCCUCAUAGUCCAGGACUGGUAUCACAGAGCUCUGAUCUUUCUGAAAUUACAGAAUCACCUAAAUCUAGUGACAUGAGUAUAGUAAGUCCAACAUUCAGUGAAUCAUUCCAUCCUGGUUUCCACAUUGUGGCAAUAGACUCUGGUGUACCACGUCGACCUCCUGUUGGAAAACGUGCAAAUGACCAAGUAAUUUAUCCUAAAUUGGUUGAGUUACUUCUCAAUAGUUCCAAUUACUCCUUCAACUUGUUACAUGAUAUAACAUGUGGGAAAUUAGGAUCUGCUUCACCAGAAGAUGCUGAUACAACUGAUAUACGGGGGACUGAAAUGACCUCAGUUGUUCAAGAAUUUCGUAGUGGGUUCCGUGCAGCUUUAAGGGAUCUGCAGGGAUUCCAUAUAUUCCUGCUCACACUUCAUCAAAAGCUAGAUAGCUUGUUACGUCAAUUUCUGACUAUUAUAAAUAAGACAUCAGGGGACUUUGAUAAGGAGGACUUAGCAGUUCCUGAGUCACCGUUGCCUCCUCCUUGCCUUGGAGGUGUUGCUUCCCCGCCUACUCCAAGUAAGGAGCGAGUCCUCAGUGAUAACCGAUCAGAUUAUAGUGAUUCAGAGUUACAGAGAACGGCUCCAAAAUCAUCAUCUUCAGGGCACAGAGAAAGCAUGGACUCUAGUUCUCCAAUGUCACGAGAAGGCUGGCAUGGAAAGUUCUACAAAGGUAGUGGAGAGCCCCUUCGUAGCUUGCGUUUGACUGCAAAGCUCCGAGACUUCCAUAAGUUUGCCAAGGUUGAUGCUGAAUCAGGCAGAGAUUUGGAACAGUGGAAUGAAAUGCUAAAAAAUGAUGCUGUUAAACUCUGCCAGGAGAACAGUUUUAAUACAGGAUUUUUUGAGGGUAGUGAUAAUAACAGUGUUGUUGAUGCUUAUGAAUUGAAGGUUAGGCUUGAGCACAUUCUUGAGAGGAUAGCAUUGAUAUCUGAGGCUGCUAAUACAGAGAAGCCAUCUUUAAUUACUAGUAGCUUGCUCAUUGGUGGGGCACUGGCUGCAAGAUCUGUCUACACACUGCAGCAUUUGGGAAUUACUCAUAUUUUGUGUUUGUGCUCCAAUGAAAUUGGACAGUCAGACUCACAGUACCCUGAAUUAUUUGAGUACAAAAAUUUUUCUAUAUGUGACAACGAAGAUUCAAACAUCAGCAGUAUCUUUGAAGAAGCUUCUGAUUUUAUCGAUCAUGUUGAACAAAUAGGUGGAAGGGUCUUAGUUCAUUGCUUUGAAGGGAGAAGUAGGAGCGCCACAUUAGUGAUUGCACACCUGAUGCUUCGGAAGAACUUAACUUUAUUAGAAGCAUGGAAUGCCCUUAAGCGAGUUCACCGCCGAGCCCAGCCCAAUGAUGGGUUUUCAAGGAUUCUAGUGGAUCUUGAUCGGAAACUGCACGGAAAGGUUUCAAUGGAGUGGCAUCAGCGAAAACCAAUGAUGAAAGUCUGUCCCAUUUGCGGGAAGAAUGCUGGUCUGAGCAGCAGCUCACUCAAGCUUCAUUUGCAGAAAGCACACAAGAAGCUAUCUUCAGGGAGUGUGGACAGUGCAAUGACCAUGGAGAUACAGAAAGCUUUGGAUGCACUCAAAAUGAACCGUGGUGGGAGUGUAAGCCCCACACAGAGACAGUCUCAUUCAGUUAUGGAUAAGUAGCAGCAGAACAUUCAUUUUAGUACAAUAGAACCCCUGAGGAAUCAUCAAUUCCUGGAUUUGCUGCUCUUCUCAGUUUAUAUUUGGUGUGAGUUCAACUCUGCUGGUUAACUUGGAACCAAAAGCUCUGCGGUCAUUAGCAGCAGCAUUGAUAACAACUUAGCUGUUAUCCUGUUUGUAAAAACCAUCUUAUCAAUGUAAGUAUCAUACAUGGUGGACAAGGAUUUAGUUUUUAUAGAGAUAUAUGCCUUGCCACUGCAAACGGGUGAAUACUGGGCAAUCUUGGUUCCAAAUUAUUUUUGGAGUGCAUUGUGUAUCAUUAAUCAUUAUCUAUAUUCAACGAAAUAAAUAAAAUGCAAUUUGUCAAGCACAGUGAGUUGCAAUU